Messenger RNA from Fopius arisanus, 1438 nucleotides. RefSeq lists its product as uncharacterized. The transcript is spliced from 3 exons. The record is from RefSeq and is a predicted model, not a curated record. Bases 575 to 970 code for a protein of 131 amino acids. Lineage: Eukaryota; Metazoa; Arthropoda; Insecta; Hymenoptera; Braconidae.
GCAGAAGUAUUGACUCACGAGGAACAAAAUAAAUAUCCAAAAUAAUUCCGGGAGUAAAUACUGAGGGAACAACAAAUUUCACUCUCAAUCCGAUGUUUUAUUUCGCAUUUAUUCAUACGUGAAUAAAUCAUACCGUAUUCAAUCAAACGUACAUAACUGAAGAUAUGCACGAUGGGGAAUAUAAAAUUCAUGGUCCAUGAAACGUGAAUAUUGUUGGAUCUCACGGUAAAUGAAAUGCGAGAGAAAAAGUUCCUCUCAAGUUUAUGCAAACAGUGGUUUCACGGGUAUUUAAAGGAGCUAUUGAUUCUCAGAACUUCUCACAUUGUGAAAACUUUUGAGUGUCAUUUCACAUGGAACAAUAGGUAGUUAUGACACUUCCAGACCAUGGAGUUAUGGUUGAUAAAUUCCAUAUCUAUUUGUAAUGAAAAGACAAUGAGCAAUUCUUAGCUGUGAACUUAUUGACAGCCGUCAUUUGCCAUCGGUGGAUGACAACGAGUUGAACUAAUCGUCAAAGUUCUUGAAAUAAUUUAUUUGGGGAGAUAAUAAUCGGGUGACGGUGUUGUGGCAUUUUAAAAUGAAAAUGAUGAAAUUGACUUUUUGGUUUAUUCUGGUGAGUAUUGGAGUAAGAGGUACAUCGGCGGAUAUAAAAGGGGAUGAGAGUAGUGAGUGCAGCUGUGGAGUUUUUCCAAGCGAUUCUCCUGAUCCAAUACUGGAACAAACAUUCCAAUUUAAAGUACCAUGCAGCAACGAUGGGGCCAACAAAUGCCAACAAAUUUGCACAGUCCUGGCACAAGCUGCUGAGAACAAGGCGCCAGAUAUGAUUUGCGACAAGUUGAAAAUUCACGUGGAGAAAUUGCGCGUCACCCUCGGCAUGAAAAUUUGCGAUCUCCCCUGGAAGCAAAUCGACCUCAAUAUUCCGAGCGUCUGCUGUCACAAUGGGAAAUCAAUACCCUGCAAUUUCCAGGAAUAAAAUAUUCAAUGAACUUUGUUAUAAAACAAUUUAAUUCAACCAACUUAUGCAGAUUCAAUACCAUUGAUAUUCACAAUACGUUUGAUGUGCCAAUAACUCGAAUGAAUACAAAAAAAAAAAUCACCGAGCCCAACGAAAAUGUAAAAAAUAAACGAGGUCACAAAGAGGCUUGAAACACUGCUCAUGUAGAUUGAUUUAUUCCAUUCGAUUGCUGAAGAAUCACUUUAAGUUUAUCCACAACCCUUUCUAGGCCCCGCCAUCAAUCGCCAUUAACUUUUCUCAUUAAACUCCCGGAAUAACAAGCCGAGCGAUUAUUUCAACACCAACUAGCUUCACCUUCCUACUCUGCGCAAGAAAGAGUAGUUUCCCCCCUCCCGGAAAUUUAAACACAAUUUUUAUCUAGACUCCAUUGGCCUAAAACCAGGGAAUCAGCAAUACAAUUUCCAUUGUUACCCAAACAUUGUUCUG